This is a messenger RNA of Ostrinia furnacalis (Asian corn borer), 648 nucleotides long. RefSeq lists its product as uncharacterized. NCBI's taxonomy places the organism in Eukaryota, Metazoa, Arthropoda, Insecta, Lepidoptera, Crambidae. Bases 1 to 648 code for a protein of 215 amino acids. The transcript has a single exon. The record is from RefSeq and is a predicted model, not a curated record.
AUGCCAGAGAUACCAACUCCACAAGGCGUUUACCAGUAUCAACAACAACAACAAGGAACGCAUCCCAACGCACCGAGUACGUCAUCUGCACAACAAACUACUGCGUCCGAAGUUUCAUCCAUCAGUGUGACCGCGAGGAUUCCUGAUUUUUGGAUCGAGAUACCACGACUUUGGUUCGCACAGUUCGAGUCAAUCAUGGCACCUCAGAAGCAGGGCGACGAAUGCAAGUUUAAUCUUGUCAUCUCAAAAUUAGGACGAGACACAAUUCAACAAGUCGGCGACCUGUUACUCAAUCCACCGUCCGAGCAAAAGUACAACGUAUUGAAACAAAGAUUAUUGUCUAUUUAUGAAGAGUCUGCCGAGCGUCAAUUCCAAAAACUCAUCAGUGAAAUAGAAUUGGGAGACCAGAAACCAUCACAACUCCUCAGAAAGAUGUCAGAAUUAGCACGGAAUGCGAAUGUUGCCGAAUCCACCCUGCAUAGUUUGUGGCUACAACGACUACCAGGCUCAGUCAGGGCGGUCUUAACGGUCAGCCAGGAUCAGAAACUGGAUAAUCUAGCCGCCAUUGCCGAUAAAAUCAUGGAAAACGUAAGAUUGCAUGAAGUGUCUGAAGUAGCAAGCUCAAGCUCUUCAANAGUCAGAACAUAG